AUGUCUCUUUCUCCCUUUAGCAAAGACAACCUUCCAAAGCAAAUCAUUAUCAACAAUGAAUACGUCGACUCCAAGAACCCCAAUAAGCUGACAGUACAGAACCCGAAAGACGGUUCCUUGGUAGCCGAUGACGUUCCGCUCGCGGGUGAACAAGAUGUCGACGCCGCCGUUGCUGCCGCAGAAGCAGUCUUCCCUGCCUGGAAAGCCACUCUGCCAAGCGUGCGUCGAGACAUGCUCAACAAGCUCGCAGAUCUCCUCUCUGAGCAUGCCAAAGAGCUUGGUGAACUAACGCGAAUCACUCUUGGCGCUCCUUGGGCUGGCUUUGGGAAGCUCGAGGUUGACAUGUGUUCAGAGACGUUGAGGUUCAAUGCCGGCUGGACGGACAAGUUCGCGGGCGAGUCGUUCCCGCAAGAGGAUGGAUUUAUGAAGAUUGUGAGGAAUGAACCACUGGGCGUUGUGGCGGGCAUCAUUCCGUGGAAUGGACCUAUCGCGAAUGUUGGCCUUAAGGCUGGACCUGCUUUAGCGACUGGCAACUGCUUCAUACUGAAGGUAGGUGUUCGAAACAAAGCGCGAGGCAUGUGCUGACGCGAUUUGGUUGGCAGCCGUCCGAAAAGACUCCAUUUGCAGCAUUGGCUCUACUACCUCUCAUCAAAGAGGCCGGCUUUCCCCCUGGUGUCUUCCAAGUCUUGUCUGGAGACGGUACGACGGGAGCAUUGCUGGCGAGCCACAUGCGCGUGAGAAAGGUAUCAUUCACUGGUUCCAUUCCGACUGGAAAAAAGAUCCAGGAGAUGGCUGCCAAGUCCAAUCUUAAACGUGUGGUAAGCAUUGCCACUCUCAGACAAUUUCGGUGAAUCUAACGUGGACGAGACUCUCGAGCUAGGAGGAAAGUCUCCAGCGGUAGUCUUCGACGACUGCAACCUUGAAAACGCCGUAACUUGGACGGUCAACGCCAUCACCAGUCACUCCGGGCAAGUCUGUUUCGCCGCGUCCAGGGUUUACGUUCAAGAGGGCAUUUACGAUAAGUUCAUCGAAAAGUACAAGGCCCAAUUCAUCGAGCGGACGAAAACACUAGGCGAUCCAGACUUGGAUUCAACACUCCUAGGACCCUUGGUUGAUGAACUGCAGUUCAAAAGUGUCACGGGAUUCAUUGAGCGUGCCAAAGACCAGAAGCAAGGAACUCUCUUGACUGGUGGUGCUCGAGUCGGCGAGAAGGGAUACUUCGUCGAGCCAACGGUCUUCACAGACGUCCAUCCAGAUUCUGAAAUCCACACCGAUGAAAUCUUUGGUCCUGUCUCAGUUGUUCGAACUUUCAAGACCGAGGAGGAUGUCCUCAAAAUGAGCAACGACUCGGAGUAUGGUUUGAUGGCCGGUGUCUUCACGCAGGACAUCAACAAGGCGAUGAGGAUUGCAAGUGCUUUUGAUAGCGGAAUGGUGGGGAUCAACUGUAUAAGCCUGAUGAUGACACAAGCACCCUUUGGAGGAUCGAAGCAGAGCGGUAUCGGGAGGGAGAGUGGAUUUCAUGCCUUGAGGGCCUUUACGGAUCCAAAGACCAUCAUGGUCAAUUUGACGUAUUAG
This is a messenger RNA of Lecanosticta acicola, 1575 nucleotides long. Lineage: Eukaryota; Fungi; Ascomycota; Dothideomycetes; Mycosphaerellales; Mycosphaerellaceae. The record is from the annotation of a GenBank genome assembly.